Messenger RNA from Diatraea saccharalis (sugarcane borer), 1986 nucleotides. The record is from the annotation of a GenBank genome assembly. Lineage: Eukaryota; Metazoa; Arthropoda; Insecta; Lepidoptera; Crambidae.
UAGAGAAAUAGAGUUCUUAACCAGUUUAAAAAUUCUGAUAUCAUAAAAGAUAAUUUAAUGUAAAUAAAAAAAUCUUUUACUACGAUAAGUAUUGUGAACGCACUGAUUUAUUCUUUACAUUUUGGUUUCCAUUAUUAUUUGUAGAUUUAAGAUUUAAUCAUGAUUUUAUUUAGAGGAAGCAGUUUAAUUAGCAUCAAAAUGAACCCUGCGAGUAAGUUUUUAAAAACGAUAGCGAUGUCGUAUUCCACAAAAGUUUCCUUGAACGAAGUGGUCAUCGCAUCUGCAGUGAGAACACCGAUCGGAUCCUUCAGAGGCAGCCUGGCCAGUAUGUCGGCUUCAGAACUAGGAGCAGUAGCUGUAAAAGGAGCCAUUGAAAGAGCAGGCAUUCCUAUGGAAGAAAUUAAAGAGGUUUAUAUUGGAAAUGUUUGCUCAGCAAGUUUGGGACAGGCACCAGCUAGACAGGCAGUCAUAUUUGCGGGACUUCCAAAGAGCACUAUUUGCACAACUGUCAAUAAGGUCUGUGCUUCUGGUAUGAAAUCAGUAAUGCUUGCAGCACAAGGUCUUCAAACAGGUGCCCAAGAUGUUAUUCUUGCUGGUGGAAUGGAAUCAAUGUCCAAUGUACCCUUUUAUCUGAAAAGAGGUGAAACUACCUAUGGAGGCAUGCAGCUCGUUGAUGGUAUUGUGUUUGAUGGGCUCACUGAUGUUUAUAACAAAUUCCAUAUGGGAAAUUGUGCUGAAAACACAGCAAAAAAACUAGAUAUUUCAAGACAGCAGCAGGAUGAAUAUGCCAUUAAUAGUUACAAAAGAAGUGCUGCUGCAUAUCAAGCUAAAGCAUUUGCUGAUGAAUUGGUAUCAGUCUCUGUGCCACAAAAAAGAGGUGCUCCACCUCUAAUAUUUGCUGAAGAUGAAGAAUAUAAAAGGGUUAACUUUGAAAAAUUCAAUAAAUUAGCAACAGUGUUCCAAAAAGAAAAUGGAACUGUGACAGCUGGCAAUGCAUCUACACUGAAUGAUGGAGCCGCUGCACUGGUUCUAAUGACUGCACAAGCAGCACAAAGAUUAAAUGUAACACCCAUUGCACGUGUUGUUGGUUUUGCUGAUGGUGAAUGUGAUCCUAUUGACUUUCCUAUUGCACCUGCAGUAGCCAUACCAAAAUUAUUAGAAAAGACUGGUGUGAAAAAAGAUGAUGUAGCUUUAUGGGAAAUCAAUGAAGCUUUCAGUGUAGUAGCAGUAGCCAAUCAAAAGAUCUUAGAAUUAGACCCAUCUAAAGUAAAUGUACAUGGUGGAGCUGUGAGUCUCGGUCAUCCUAUUGGUAUGUCCGGUGCUCGAAUUGUUGUACAUUUAUGUCAUGCACUGAAAAAAGGAGAAAAAGGUGUGGCAUCAAUUUGCAAUGGUGGUGGCGGUGCAUCAUCAAUAAUGAUUGAAAAAUUGUAAGUCAAUAUCAAAAUGUCACAACAUACCAAUUAACAUCUAUUAAAGUUUUAUUAGUGCCUUUCUAAAAUGAUUUGCUAUAAGCCAAUUAAUCAGUAAGCAUAUUGUUUAUAUAGUUCUAUUCAUUGUGAAUUUAUUAUUGUUAUACAUUUUUAGUAUUAUAAUGAAAUGUUGUUUGUAAAGUAAUAUAUGAAAUGUGGUCUGAAUAAAAAUAAAUUGUACAUAUUUUUGGUUGAGAGGAACUUUAUUUUUUUACAGAGAACAAGCAAUAAAUGGACCACCCAUUCUGACCUUCUAUACUAAAGAUCCGUGUCCAUUAUGUGAUAUAGUCAUGGAAGAAUUAGAGCCUUUUAAAAGUCGAGUUAUAGUUAAAAAAGUUGACAUUACAGAAAAAAAUAAUCUUAGAUGGCUUAGACUAUACAGAUAUGAUAUACCAGUCCUAUUUCUUAAUGGGAGGUUCUUAUGCAAACAUCGAUUAGACACACAGCUACUUAAUAACAGAUUGACAAUGAUUGAAAAUGAAAAUUGCUAAAAUUUCAAAUGAAAAAUAUGUUGUAG